Encephalitozoon cuniculi GB-M1 is the source of this 3726-nucleotide messenger RNA. RefSeq lists its product as uncharacterized. The coding region runs from base 1 to 3726 and encodes 1241 amino acids. The transcript has a single exon. The record is from RefSeq and is marked provisional. NCBI's taxonomy places the organism in Eukaryota, Fungi, Microsporidia, Unikaryonidae.
AUGCUGGUAGGCAAGCUGGAGGAAUUUCCAUCACUGAAGAGCCCAUCGGGCCAGGAAGACAACCCCUUGAGGCGCAAGAAGAGAAAACUUAUCUUAUAUUCGUUAUACUUUUUUUCGAUGAUUGCAAUGUACAGAGUUGUCAAGACUUUCUAUUGGCUGUACACCUUGGAUCUCAACAAGCUGUGCCUCAACAAGGUGGUGUACGACACGGAGACAUGGAAGAAGAUAGAGGUGGGGAUUUCCCUCGAGAACUCCGAGUCGCCCAUCCAUGUGAAGUUCAUGAAUGUGACUGCCAAUCUGUUCAGCAUACUGUCUGACGGCACGGAGCUCCCUCUUCUAUCGCUGAGGAUUCCUACAGCAAACAUCACGAAGAACAAGAACAUCCUGUUUAACGGAGACAUAUACAUCGAGAACUUCAACAGGAGAAAUAUGAUUGAGUCGCGGUUUUCAGUCCACUUUGGAAUUAAGAUGGAUGCAAAGAUGUAUCCGCGCCUGUGCUUCAUAAGGUUUCCAUUCUGCAGCUCGCAGUCCUUUUCUCUGGGAAGCUCUGUCUCGAGUCCCGGAAAGGAGGUUGUAUUCAAGCAGAUCUAUGCCGAGUCGAGGGAUGGCAAGCUCCUUCUGGAGGGAGAGAUCGAUAACAGGAAGUUCAACAUCCCGAAGUUUGUUGUGAUUCGAAGCCAGGGAGUUGUAAUCAACUUUGCAGGGGGCCGGGGUCCCAGGACCAUAGUGGUUGGGCCUGUUGAGGUGGAUGGGUCGAUCUUCCUGACGCCCUUGAUUGUAAGGAUUGUAAUUUCGGAAGAAUGGGGAGACGAGCUCAGAAGGGACUUUGUCCGGGUCCUCAGGGGAGAGGAGGUCGGGGUCCGAGUGGAAGACUUUUACUUCAAAAACAAUGCCGAAGGAACGCCUGAAGAGCGCAUCAAGCUUGGGUUUGGGAUUGGAUUCAAUGUAAGGAAUCAAGAGGGCUAUGAUAUAGCGUUUAAGGGAUAUGGAACCAAGAACAUCCCCUCGAAGAAGCCGUUGAUAAUCCUGAAGAAUGAUCCGGGAAUGGGCGAUCCUAGCUUCAGCAUCUGCAUCAACAAGGAUAUCUUCCCAUGCAUUGAGUACCACAGCUCUCUUGCCAUGCGCUGCAAUGCAUUCAGCGGGAACAUGUAUCUCAACGGGCAUCGCAUCGGGGAAAUCAAGGUUUCCAUAGACAACGGAGACGAGCACUUUAUACUCUCAUGCAGGUUUUCAGAGUUUGAUCCCUCAAAGUUUCUUGAAGCCUUCAAGCUGCAUAAGAAGAAGGACCUAAGGGUUAUUUUCGGGUCCCCAAGCAGCCUUGGGGUUCUUGUGAAUAAUAUCGAGCUGGUAUGGAAGCUCUCUGGAGAGCUAUACAUUCUUUUCAAGGAUGUAAGGUACGACAUUAUGUCUUCGCAGAAGAAUACAAGCAUAAUCAGUAUCCUGCACGCCCUUUCCAGCAGUGGAAAGUCGCUUCGUAUUGAUACGUUGGCCACAUUUGCCCCGAUAGAGGAGAUCUCCUACAACUUCUUCCAACUGAAGCUCCUUGGCUUCGGCUUCUCUCUCUCCAAGCUGGGGAUAGACGCAGACAUCACUGUGCUGGACACUGACAUAAGGUGCCAAAACAAUGCCGAGCCAUUGAUCAAGAGGCUCUUUGGAGAGUUCCUGGUGUGCACAAGGAUCAACGACACGCUAGACAGCAUACUAGACAGGAUUGGAUAUUGUGGAGACGAUUCCGUGGAAGAUGAGCAGGAGAAAGGUCCCAGCAUCGAAAAGCUCUGCCUCAAGUACGACAAGAGCAGGCCCAACGAAAUUAGAAAGCACUUCUUCUCUGUGUCUGUCUCCGAAAACAAGGCAUCCUGCAGCCCUGGGGUUAUUAUCCAAAAUAUUGUCAGGAUGCCAGGUGACAUGAAGUUUGAUAUUGUAGCAGAUGCAAGAGGCCUGGGCUUUGGGCCUGUUACACCUGUGACCGUGAACGUCGAGCAUGCAGAGAUCUGCUAUGCGUGGAAAGGUAAGGAGUCGUGGAUCGACUUCAUAGGUGGAGUAGACUUUUCGGUAUCCUUUUCCCAUCUUUAUGAUCUUGUGGCAUUGGGAAUGUGUGAUUUGGAUGUAGUUUGUGACGAAGAGGACUAUUUGGCUGGGAUGAUCAAGAGUAUGGCUUCCAGGGCCAUCAGGGAAAGGAGUAAGGGAGGUGUCGAAAAGGAGGUGGGUAGUAAGGACAUGGUGCUCAAGUCCAGGCUCCGAAGGUUGAGAAAUGACAAGCUAAGUCCUGUAUAUGUGUAUGAGGGGACUACGGAGGUGUCCAUUCCCAUGGAGAUGUUUGACUCUGCAAGCAUUGAGUUUGAUAUCCCAAAGAUCAGACUUGUGAUUUUUGAGGCAUCCAAUGAAAACCCCCACGACAGGAGGUUUGCCUCCAUAGAGACUCUGCCUUGUAUUCAACGCGAGCUUGGAGAGCACAAGUACAAGUCUUUCGGGGUGCUGUACAGGUUUUCGGAGCUUCCCUCCUGCAAUGUCCCGAUGAACGUUUGCCUUGUUGUUGAUGAUAGGAUGCAUGAAUUCAUGACCAUCGAGCACGGUCUUUACAGAAGAACGAUGGGAGACAUAAGGAGAGAGAUUUUUGAAAAGAACAGCGGGAGAAAGGAAAAUAAAGUGUUGGUUGCUGAGAUCAACAGCACAAGCAACUUCAGAGUCGGGAGCCUAGAGGAUGGAUUUGCUUCUGACGAGGGCACCUGGUCGCUGAAGAUCACCAGCAGCCAUCUAAGCCACUUUCUGUUCUCAAGAAUUCCCGGGCUACUUCUGGAGUCCUUCUACAGGGUCAUAGCGCCUGGAAUGAAGUUUGAGAUAGACGUGGACAGGGAUACCCUGGCACUCUACGUGGAGUCCGACCGAAGAAAUCCUUGGAAGACUGUUGGGGAAGAGGAAAGAAAAAGUGAGAGCAUGAGAGGCCCAUUCUACAGGGUUCUUGAUCUCAUGUUCUCCAGAUUCCUAUUUUCAGAGACAAUCAGAUACAACUACCAGUCGGUAAAGAGGCUUUGUCCCGAUGGUAGCGAAAGGACGGAGCUCAAAAGGCCAUACCACGACCCGUUUGUUGAUACGGCAGAGUACAGAAGUUGGAGCCUUGUCGGCAGGUUUGGAAUCGAAGGAAAGGUCCCUGGCUACGGAAUGAUAUGGAUUCCAAAGGUAAGGUUCAAUAUACCCCUUGGGUUUGCUUUGGUAAGCAUCUUUCCUAGCCAUAAUCCAUAUGUCUUCACUGUGAACAAGGCUGGAAUGUAUUUAGGGUUCCCCCUUCCAUUUGACUUCUUGAUCCCAUCGCCGGGGAUGCCUGCCGAGAUUGUGUUUACCUCAAAGUCGAACGACAAGGAGCUUUGCAGGUUUGAGCUUGGAUCUAUUGACGCGAGGCCGAAUGUGUUCUUCAUGAGCAUCUGCAUUCCGCCAACAUCAUACAUAUUGAGCCUCAAGGAAACAAUAAGGCGGUAUAGAAAGUACAGGAGGAAGGACCUCCCUGUGAUCCAACAAGACGCAAAGAUCUCCAUCCUUGUCAAUGGUGCCAAGGCUUAUGAAUGUGUUAAUAGAAUAGUGAUUGAGGCCCAGGAGUUUAGUAGUUUUCUCCACUCGUUGGCGUUUCUCGAGAAGCGAUUCCUCAAGGCCACGGGUUUCAUGGCAGGACGGGUUCAGAAGGGCCUUCGCGAAAACAAGAAGAUGCAGCCCCCAGCAUUGGGCAGCCACUAG